CCAAUAUGUGUUUAUUUCUGUGUAUAGUAAACACUUUUCAAGUUUGAUUUGAUUUUAUGAAGUGUUUAAUUAGAUAAAUAAGUUUAGGGGUUAUGUUUAGGGUGUGGACGACUUAUAUUUCAGUCGUCUGUUGAAUAAUUUACACGGACGACGUAUAUUUCAGUCGUCCACAUCGUACCGAACCUUUAAUUUUACCAAUGUACGUUUUAACCUAACCGGAUCAUUUACCGGACAUAUAAAAGCUAUUUUUUUCACUAUUUCACAAUUUUACGAAACCCUAGCGCCGUUUCUCUCCAACGGCGAUUUCGAAGGCGAUAAGACGAAAACCCUACCGUGGUCGUGUUCCGCCGUUAUCUUCGCCGGUAAUCUCUCCGAUUACGACGAAUCUCGUUUCUCCUUCAUGCCGUAGAGUAUUUUCGUAGUUUAAACUGACCGUCUGCUUCUUUUUUUCAGAUCUGAAAUCUCGUUUGCCAAACUCCGCCGCCGGUAUGUUAUUUCUCAUGUAUUAAGGCGUUUAGCCGCCGGAAAAACCCUAAAUAUUUUAGUAUUGAUUCUUCUUUUCCCUUCGAUUUGCAGAUCUGUAACGGCUUGGGGCCACAUCUUCUCCGACCAUAUCUUCUCGGACAAUAUAUUCUCCAACUGCCUUUAAAUGGAUUUACCAGAAUUCCCGCCGAGGAUGUUUACAUUAGGAGAAGAGCCUGAUGCAAUCAGGAGCAUUUCGUAUCAUUCUGAUGACACGAAGUUGUUUAAAGCUCUAUGUGAUUGUCUCACAGCUGACGAAUAUGAGGAUCUGAAGGCGUCGAAGUUAGGAGUGUUCAUCAAAUUCAAGGAGCUUGACUUUGGUUGGACUUCAAGGCUGGUACAUUUUAUGCUCUCUUUCCAGCUAGACAUCAAGAAGAAGUUUGAGCUCUGGAGUCUUGUCGUUUCACAACUUGUGAGGUUUUCACUGAUAGAGUUUGAAUACCUCACUGGGCUGAACUGCGAUUACAUCAAGGACCUGGAAAAUCCAAGGUGUGAGGUUAAGACGGAGAUGGCUGCUUUCUGGGAGAAGAUGCGUGUUGAUAUCGAUACUGGGCCAAGUAUUGAUCAGAUAACAGAAGCAUUUUACAACAGCGACGAGUGGUCUCGGGAUGAUCGCAUGCGGCUGGGAUACCUUGCCAUCUACGCAGGGUACAUCGAAGGGAAAAAGUUCUCAUCCGCUACAUCAGCUAGUCUUGCAAGGCUAGUGAUGGAUUUAGAAAAAUUUGAGAAUUAUCCAUGGGGGAGAGUGGCGUUUAAGGUGCUGAUGGAUUCUCUGAAGGCAAAAGACUUGACGCAAACUGGUUACACUGUUGAUGGGUUCAUACAAGUGCUCCAAGUGUGGGCGUACUAUGCUCUACCAGAAUUGGGUGCUAAUUAUGGGUCUCCCGUACCAAACAGACCGUCUCCACUGUUGCUGGCUUACAAGGGUGGCAAAAGACAACGCAAAUUUUUUAAGGCUGCUAUCAAUAAACAGACUAUCGUGAAGAACUUCGUUCAGAAGGAUUUUGAUGAAAUGUUUCCAAAAUGGGACGGAGACGUAGAUGACCCUGCCGCGGAUAACAUAAUUAAAGUCAUGUUUAAUGAUCCUGGAUGGGAGUGGACCAUGGAAUGCUGGCCAGUCACCGGUACUCGCAAGGUUGUGAAGAUGGAAGUGAUUCCAGUGAAGAAUGAAGUGAGUCCCGUGAAGUCAGAGAGUGUUGUGAAGGAAGAAAGUAUCAGACCUCGGAAGAAAGCUCGUAAAGGGUCUUCUGUUUCUGCUGAGAAACCUGCGGCGGGUAGUGAAGGUCAGCAGAUUGAAAAGACCUUGAAGGACAUAUCUGAUGCCAUUAAUCUUGGCUUUGGGACGUGUCUUAAGGAGCUCAAAUUACUGGCGGAUAGGAUUGAAGCUGUGGAGAAGAAGGUGGGAAUCACCAACAGAGGGGGUUAAUCUGAUGAUCGUCAACUUACAACCACUUCAAAUCCACCAAAACCUGUUGACGAACCAGGGGUUAGUACCAAAACCUCUCCCAAAAUUGCAGAGAAGAGAGUCACUAGGCAAUGUGUUAGGAAGAGUCAGGACUGAUGUGAUUUGUUUCUUGUGUGCUUUGAUGAACAUGUGUGCUUUGUUUCUAGUGUGCUUUGAUGAACCACUGUAUGCCUUGAUUCUGAACAUGUGUGCUUUGUUUCUAGUGUGAAUUUGAUCUUUGCUGUAAGGGCUUUUGUUAAUAGUUUUUAAACACACUGUGAACUCGAAAUUGCAGAGUGAAAGUGUGAAUGGGGCGAAAGCAGGACAGAAGGAAGCCAAAGAACCGAGUCUUACUACAGAACCGAGUUCCUCGAGAGAGCUCUGUCUUGUGAGUCCUGCAGACGACUUACCGAGAGAAGAUCCUAGCCUUCUUAUAUUGGACAAACAAGUUUCGACCGCUUCAGAUUUACUCGUUGAAGAAGCUAGAAGGCAGACAAACAAGGAGACUGCUUUGGUGAAUCUCCGUAAAAAAAGUGUGCGAGAAAGGAAGCUUGCUCCCACACAGCAAACUCCUUUUAAGGGAAACAGCACUGCCAAACAGAUCAUUCCAAACAAACAGGUUGGCGGAGGCUAUGAUCCUUUUGCACCCAUUGACAAGAUGAAGUCGAAGGAGCUCACUGCAUGGGUGCAAAAAGAUCCGUAAGUUGCUGUUAAAAAUAUGCUUACUUAUAUUUGAUUAAAAAAAGCUUCCAUUUGAUUAUUUACA
Messenger RNA from Brassica rapa (field mustard), 2732 nucleotides. RefSeq lists its product as uncharacterized. NCBI's taxonomy places the organism in Eukaryota, Viridiplantae, Streptophyta, Magnoliopsida, Brassicales, Brassicaceae. The record is from RefSeq and is a predicted model, not a curated record.